AUGCGCAACAGCCCGGGAGGGAAGCGAACGUUCGACGGCGGGGGCCCCGGCGGGCCUUCCGCGAAGCGCGGCGCGUACGGGGCGUAUGGCUCGUACGGAGGCGGAGCAGGCGGCGGGUACGGGCAGAACCAGUACGGGUCGGGAGCGAACGGCGCGGGCUACGGCGGCUACGGCGGCGAGCCUCCUGCAUCGGCCGGGGGGGCCGGGAGCGCGCUGGUGCCCCUGAACCACCUCCAGGAACAGACGCGCAACGCAGUGCUAGACCGCAACUGGCUGCGAUCCCUCCAGGACAGGCACUACGUGAGCAUCGCCCAGCACGGAUCAUUCCUGCCUCCUGGCGCGCACGGAGAGAGACUUGCACUCCGCAUUGAAGCUCCAGGCGUGCCUGCCGCGGACCAGGCGCAGUACGUUCGGGGCGCGGAGAAGGAAAUUCGCGACGUGAUCGCCCGGUACGAGGCCGCGCCCGCCGCCACGGGCGGCUACGGAGCGUACAACCAGCCCAGCCAAGCCGCAGUGAGCAACUUUCCGGCCUCCCAGCAGCACGCGCAGCCCGUCUCGCAGUGGCCGGACCCAGCCAGCCAGUCCCAGCCCCAGCAGGCCUCCGCCGCGCCCGCCCGCGCGGACGGCCCCGGCGGCCGCUGGCGGGUGUUCAUUGACAUCAACCCCCCCCCCGCGUUCGGCCUCGUCAGCAAACUCCGCGGGCCCAAGGACUCCUACCUCGAGCACAUCCAGCAGGAGUCCGCGAAGCUCUCCGGCGCAGACAUCGCGGUCACGCUGCGCGGGCGCGGCUCCGGGACGCCCGCGUCGGUUGGCCCCGGCUCCGACGACCCGCUGCACAUCGCGCUGGUGUCGACGAGCGCGAAGGCGCUGCACGAGGCGCGCGACCUCGCGAACAACCUGCUGGAUCACGUCAGGAGGGAGUUCGUCUCCCAACACCCGCAUGAGGCGGCGGCGCAGGGGUACGGGUCGACGGUCGGGGCGCUCUCGGGCGGGGAGAGCCGCGACUUUGCGCCUGCAGCGCGGCCGGUGGGCGUGGCGCCCGCGCUCGAGGCUGGCGGGCGGGGCGGGGGGCUCCCAGGCCCCCCGGCACUCCCGGGGGGGUUGGUGCCACGUGGGCCGUCAGGGGGGCCGGCGGGCGGGUGGACGGGCGCGCCGGGGGGCGGGGCGGUGCCAGGCGGGCCGAUGCGAGGCGAUCCGGGGCCACGGGGGCCGCCACGGCCGAUGCCGGGUGGCAUGCCGAUGCAGCAACAGCGGCCGUCGCCCGGGCCGGGGCCUGGUCAGGCGCGGCCGCCGGGGAUGCGGCCGGACAUGUCGCACCCUCGGGGCAUGCCGCAAGGCCCGCCGCAGCAGCUGCAGCGGCCCCCGGGGGGUAUGAUGCCUGCAGGAGGACCCCCCGGGGGGGCUAUGGGCGGCAGACCCCCUGGAGGGAUGCCCGGGCCUCCGCCCAUGUCGCACCAGACUGGCGGUCCAGGAGGCGGGUACGGAGCUCGGCCGAUGCCGGGCGGGCCCCCGCAGGGACGGCCGCAGGGCCAGCCCCCCGGGAUGCGGCCUGGCAUGCCGAUGGGCGGGGGGGCACCGUGGGGCCCCCCGGGCGGCGGACGCGGACCCCGCGGCCCCGGCCCGCGGCAUUACUGA
Molecule: messenger RNA, 1635 nt
Organism: Pedinophyceae sp. YPF-701
Lineage: Eukaryota; Viridiplantae; Chlorophyta; Pedinophyceae
Source: the annotation of a GenBank genome assembly